AUGAUUUGUGAGGUGCGAGGCGUCUUCGCGACAGUCCGAAACAAUGCGGAGUGUGCGGGGGAGGCCGAGCGCAGGGGCGGCGGGGCGCAUACACGCACACAUUCGCAGCGCACACCCCACAUCCGCGGGGCCUCGGCGGCUCGCAGCCCUCGCCCCCACGCAGGCCGGGCUUCCCCCUCCACACCCGCCGAUAUGUAUUUUCGCCCUGAAAAAAGUAAGCAAUCAUGUGACAGCCAAUUCGGUCCAAUUUUCAACCUUGUCUCCAUGAAUUCAAUAGUUGUAAUAGGCCCCUCCAGAAGAGGGAACUUUUGCUCCGAGGGGCUCGAGGGAGAAGGCCAUGAAUUACGAUUUGAGCGAGAGAUUGGUUUUAUCAAUAGCCAGCCCGGUCGCUCGCCGAGUGCCCUGACAUCUUUUCCCCCUGUCGCUGAUACAUUUCAAAGUUCAUCAAUCAAGACCUCGACGCUUUCACACUCGACACUGAUUCCUCCUCCUUUUGAGCAGACCAUUCCCAGCCCUCAACCCGGCCGAUCACGCUCGCCACGGGCGCUAGGCGGCCGCCCCAAGCCGAGCCCCGCGGGCAGCCGGGCCAGCCCCGUGCCCGCCGGCGCCCUGCAGCCGCCCGAGUACCCCUGGAUGAAGGAGAAGAAUGCGGCGAAGAAAACCGCGCUGCCACCGCCGCCCUCCGCCUCCGCCCGGCCGCCCGCCUGCCACCGGCCCGGCCUGCUCGGCCACAAAGAAUCCCUGGACAUCGCCGACGGCAGCGGCGGGGGCUCCCGGCGCCUGCGAACCGCCUACACCAACACGCAGCUUUUAGAGCUGGAGAAGGAAUUUCAUUUCAACAAGUACCUCUGCCGACCCCGAAGGGUGGAAAUCGCCGCGCUGCUGGAUCUGACGGAGAGGCAGGUCAAAGUGUGGUUUCAGAACCGGAGGAUGAAGCACAAGAGGCAGACCCAGUGCAAGGAGAACCAGAACGGCGAGGGGAAACUGAAAGGCCUCGAGGACUCGGAGAAAGCCGAGGAGGACGAGGAGGAGAAGUCGCUCUUCGAGCAGGCCCUCAGCGUCUCCGGGGCGCUUCUGGAGAGGGAAGGUUACACUUUUCAGCAAAACGCCCUCUCCCAGCAGCAGGGUCCCAACGGACACAAUGGCGACUCCCAAAGUUUCCCAGUGUCGCCUUUAACCAGCAAUGAGAAAAAUCUGAAACAUUUUCAGCACCAGUCACCCACUGUUCCCAACUGCCUGUCAACAAUGGGCCAGAACUGUGGCUCGGGCCUAAACAAUGACAGUCCCGAGGCCCUGGAGGUCCCCUCUUUGCAGGACUUUAACGUCUUCUCCACAGAUUCCUGCCUGCAGCUCUCAGAUGCAGUCUCGCCCAGCUUGCCAGGGUCCCUCGACAGUCCUGUCGAUAUCUCAGCGGACAGCUUUGACUUUUUUACAGAUACACUCACCACAAUCGACUUGCAGCAUCUGAACUACUAAAAAAUAU
Molecule: messenger RNA, 1483 nt
Organism: Suncus etruscus (white-toothed pygmy shrew)
Lineage: Eukaryota; Metazoa; Chordata; Mammalia; Eulipotyphla; Soricidae
Gene: HOXA2
Product: homeobox A2
Biological process (GO): regulation of DNA-templated transcription
Molecular function (GO): DNA binding; DNA-binding transcription factor activity, RNA polymerase II-specific
Source: RefSeq, a predicted model, not a curated record